GGAAUGGUUGAGCGGUUAAUUUAACUCUCUCUCUCUCUCUCUUCUCUUCAAGUGGUGGUAGCUUGACGAAGAAGAGUGCGCAGGUUAAGCGAAUCUCCGCCCUCCCCUGGCGUGCGCAGGUUAAGGCCAGUUCAUCGCCUAGCAGAUAAACUCGAAAGCCCCCGACGACUUUCUGCUGCUGCUGCUGCUGCUCUGCUCGACGAGAGGGGGCGAUUCGAGUGUCGAGGGGAGGGAUUUGGCGGUUCAUGGAUCGGUGAGGCCUUGAUGAUCGAUGUCGAAGAUGAAGCACUUGCUGAGGAAGCUCCACAUCGGCGGCGGCGGCCUGCCCGAGCACCACCACCGCCUGGGCGAGGCCCCGCCCGGGCUGAGCCCUAGCCUCGCCGCCGAGGGGGUCGGCGGCGGCGGCCCCGAUCCGGCGGCGCGGUCGCCCUCGCCGUCGCCGGAUUCGCGGGGGAUGGGGACGAUCGCGGCCGAAUCGGCGGGGGGCGGCGACGCGGGGGCGGGGGACUUCAAUUUCCUGGAGGAGGAGUUCCAGGUGCAGCUGGCGCUGGCGAUCAGCGCGUCGUCGGCCGAUCACGUGGAGGUGCGCGAGGACCCCGAGGAGUCGGCCCAGAUCGAUGCCGCCAAGCGGAUUAGCCUCGGCUGCCCCGCGGCGAGCGCGGCGGAGCCCAACGCCAUGGUGGAGUUUCUCUCGCUUCGGUAUUGGACUUAUAAUGUGGUCAAUUACGAUGAAAAGGUGAUGGAUGGAUUUUAUGACGUGUACGGCAUCAAACCAGACAUAGUUGCACGAGGAAAGAUGCCAUUGUUUGUGGAUCUUCAAGCUAUAUCUGUUUCUGGUGAUGUUGAUUACGAAGUAAUACUGGUGAACCGCAUGGUUGAUUUUGAGCUGCAACAGCUCGAGGACAUGGCAGUUGCUCUAUCUAUAAAGUGUCAAGCUUCUCAUUGUGGUCCUUUUAUGGGUGGCUUGAUUCAGAAAGUUGCUGAUGUGGUUGCUGAUAGAAUGGGCGGUCCAGUUGGCGAUGCCGAUGAAAUGGUGAAGAGGUGGAGCACAAGAAGUUUUGAGCUCCGCAGUUCGCUCAAAACUGUUAUUUUGCCACUUGGAUUACUCAAUGUUGGACUUUCACGGCACAGGGCCUUGCUUUUUAAGGUUCUAGCAGAUAGGCUUGAUAUUCCCUGUAAGCUGGUAAAAGGAAGCUACUACACUGGCACUGAUGAAGGAGCCGUGAACCUGAUUAAGAUUGAUACUGGAAUUGGAAGGUGUGGUGAAUACAUAAUCGACUUGAUGGGUGCUCCGGGCACUCUAAUUCCUGUUGAGGUACCUGCGAGUUGUCUACAGAGUUCCAAUAUUGAGAUAUCGCCUAAUUUGCUUGACGCUACAAUUCAAACACUGGCAGUGGGCCUAAACUUUGAGGGACCUUCCCACAUUGGCCACUUGAAUACAGGAGACACAUCUCGUGCUGGCAAUAGCACAGAAGAAAACGAAAGGCUCCUUUCUGAAAGAAAUCAAACUGAAAUAUUUGAAAAUGAUUUUGGGAAACUUCUUCCCUCACUACAUAAAUCACGGGAACGUCCAUCAAGUAUCAGUGGAGAAGCUAGACAAUCUCAGAAGGUCAAAGUAAAAAAUGUUUCAAAGUAUGUCAUCAGUGCUUCCAAAAAUCCAGAAUUCGCUCAGAAGCUCCAUGCCGUUUUGCUGGAGAGUGGAGCCUCCCCUCCACCUGAUUUAUUCUUGGAUGGUGAUGGUCUCGAAGUUGGCAAACAAAAAGCUAAUGAAAGAUGCUACUUGGCUGAAAGACAUGAAGGAGGUUUUUUGUCUCAGCACCGUCAGGAUAAGUCCUUUUCCAGUCAUGGUCAUCGGUUACCUUCAACUGUUGUUGGGCCAGUGGAAAGCACUAGCUGUGCUGGUGAAUCAGAAAUGAAUGCCAUGGAAUUGUCUGAAAAGCUUGUAAAGUUGGAUAAGGAUGCUGCUACUUCUGGCUACUCUUUGUGGUCUGAAUCUCCCGAUGCUGCAAGUGAAGGAUUUGUGCUUGUUAAUAGUGGAAUCAGUGAUAUGAUUCAGACUAGUGCUGCAAUCUCAGGUGAUUCUUCUCAAACUCAAGUUGGGCAGUGCACGACCAGUGGUCAUAACUAUGACAAUGCAGGUGCUGAAUCCUCUUUGAAAUUGGAAGGAAGAGCCAGAGCCAGCGGUGCACAUGUAAUAUACUGUAAUGGUCACAGUGAGACAAUUAACCCAGUGCUUGGUGGGGAUGCAGAAUGUGACAUUAGAUGGGAAGAUCUUCAAAUAGGCGAACGAAUUGGUAUUGGAUCAUAUGGGGAGGUCUAUCGAGCUGAGUGGAAUGGGACUGAAGUUGCUGUAAAGAAGUUUCUGGACCAAGAUUUUUCGGGGGAAGCAUUGGCUCAAUUUAAAUGUGAAGUUGAAAUCAUGUUAAGGUUGCGGCAUCCCAACGUCGUCCUUUUCAUGGGAGCAGUUACACGGCCUCCUCAUUUUUCUAUAUUGACAGAAUUUCUCCCUAGGGGAAGUUUAUACCGGUUACUGCAUCGUCCCAAUCCUCAACUUGAUGAAAGGAGGCGAAUGCGAAUGGCUCUUGAUGUGGCAAAAGGGAUGAAUUACUUGCACACAAGCCACCCAACUAUCGUGCAUCGAGAUCUAAAAUCUCCAAAUCUCCUUGUUGAUAAGAACUGGGCUGUUAAGGUCUGUGAUUUUGGCUUGUCACGAAUGAAGCAUCAUACGUUUUUGUCCUCAAAGUCCACCGCUGGAACGCCGGAGUGGAUGGCACCAGAAGUUCUAAGGAAUGAACCGGCCAACGAGAAAUGUGAUGUUUAUAGCUUUGGUGUGAUACUCUGGGAGUUGGCAACCUUGUCCAUACCAUGGAAGGGGUUGAAUUCGAUGCAAGUUGUUGGAGCUGUUGGUUUCCAGAACAGGCGUCUUGAAAUCCCAGAGGAGCUUGACCCCACUGUUGCACAGAUAAUGCAAGAAUGUUGGCAAACGGAGCCACAUUUGCGGCCUACAUUUACUCAGCUUAUGUACCGUCUUAGACGUCUCCAACGGUUGGUUGUUGACAGAAAGAAUUCUACCAGUUAACGUCGCUGGGGGAUUGUUGUUCCUGUAAUUCUCAUAGUCAGACAGAUGCUUGAUCCUCGGCUCGAAGAGCCAGAGGUAGCGGUUUUCGUUCGGCGAAAGAAACUGUAGAGAGAGAAAGUACUUUUUAUUUGUGAGGUGCUGGCUCAGUCAAAGUGGGGGCACGAGCACUCUCCAUUCAGCAGCACAAGGUGGACAUCCUCUUCAAUGAAGCAGGCUGCAAAAGUGCAGUGGAGGAUUCCCACUUGGGAUGUGCUUUUGUUUUAUUACCAUAACAUGCAACUGUCAAUUCUCAUGUAAGAAAGUGUAAGAAGCAAGAACGAUGCUAAAAACAAAAAGGGAACAAAAGAAACAAGGAAAAAAAUAAAAUAAAAGGUCAUUAAAGUCAUGUAACUUGUGGAGAUCUUACUUGUGAAGUGUAAACAGUCGAUCUCUGCAGGGUAUUGUGAAAAAUUGAAUGGGAAAGAAAGAAAGGGAGGGUUUUUUA
Syzygium oleosum is the source of this 3563-nucleotide messenger RNA. RefSeq names its product probable serine/threonine-protein kinase SIS8. The transcript is spliced from 14 exons. Bases 272 to 3079 code for a protein of 935 amino acids. The record is from RefSeq and is a predicted model, not a curated record. Lineage: Eukaryota; Viridiplantae; Streptophyta; Magnoliopsida; Myrtales; Myrtaceae. Gene Ontology annotation, biological process: protein phosphorylation. Gene Ontology annotation, molecular function: protein kinase activity; ATP binding.